This is a messenger RNA of [Torrubiella] hemipterigena, 1834 nucleotides long. Lineage: Eukaryota; Fungi; Ascomycota; Sordariomycetes; Hypocreales; Clavicipitaceae. The record is from the annotation of a GenBank genome assembly.
GCGCCCCUAGAACAAACAUUUGACAGUACGCCUCCAGACUUUAUCUUGCACCAUGGUCACCACCACCACGUCCGAUAAUAUCGAAGUCGCCGGUGAGGCCGCGCACACACUCUCGCCCGUGACAGCCGCCAAAUCCGCCAAGGAAGUAGACCCCUUUCUUGUUGAAUUUCAGCAGCCAUGCGAUGAUGACAACCCGUUUGACUGGAGCGCCGGUCGUAAAUGGAUGGCCACAGACGUCCUAUCGGCCACCGGCUUCAACCGCAUCAUGGUGUCGACCAUCAUGGCGCCCGCCCUGGGGACCAUUGCCACGGAGCUCAACAUGAACGCUACCGAGGCAGCCAUGUCACUGUCCAUCUUCCUACUCGCAACGGCUUUUGGACCGCUGGUGAUGGGCCCCUUGUCGGAAGUAUAUGGGCGGCAGGCGGUCCUGCACGGAUCUAGUGUCUGGUUCCUCGCCUGGAACCUUGCCUGCGGGCUCGCCAAGACCAAAGAAGCCCUAAUUGCAUCGCGUUUCAUGGCCGGGUUCGGAGGCAGUGCUAUAUAUUCCCUUGGCGCGGGUGUGCUGGGCGAUAUCUGGCGACCUGAUCAACGGGGCAAGACGCUCGGUAUAUAUCUGCUCAUUCCUAUCCUUGGAUCAGCGGUUGGUCCGAUCAUUGGUGGCUUCAUGGCCGGCCGGACUACAUGGCGAUGGAUGUUCUGGUCUACGUCCAUCUUCCAGGCCGUCAUGCUUGCUGUCACCAUGGUCACGUUUCCCGAGACCUAUGGACCAGUAAUCUUGCGUCGCCGUGCAGCCAAACUUCGUAGAGAAACUCGGGAUCCGCGCUAUUAUACGGCUGUCGAGCGCCGGGAUGGAAAACGGUCUGCUGCCCGUGUUAUUGCCAGGGCCUUGGGUAGACCAUGCCGGCUUCUUCUGCUCCAUCCCAUCAUCCAGCUUACCUCCAUCAUGUCUGGAUUUGGUUAUGGCACUCUCUAUGUGGUUCUCUCGACGUAUUCUACGCUAUGGACCGACCAGUAUAACCAGUCUGUGGAGAUAAGCGGACUUCACUAUAUAACCUGUGCCCUGGGGGAGAUUAUCGGGGCGCAGAUCAUGGGCUGGUUGAUGGACAGAUAUUACAAGAGACAGGUACGGGCUAAUUCUGCUCCUGAAGACAGAUUGCCUCUGAUGCUGCCGGCGAUUGUUAUUGGUUGGGGUGGCAUGCUUGUGUAUGGGUGGUUAGCAGAGCGUCGUCUACAUUGGGCGCUUGUUGAUGCUGCUGUUAUCUUCAUGAUGCUUGGCCAGCAAAUGGCUGGUAUGCCAGGAACAGCAUAUGUUAUUGAUACGUAUGCCGAGCACACCAGCAGCGCGAUGGCGGCACAGCAGUUUGUGCGAAGCCUCACAGCCUUUCUAUUCCCGCUAUUUGCUCCUAGCAUGUACUCUAAGCUUGGAUAUGGAUGGGGAAAUACGGUUAUGGGAAUAUCAGGCAUCCUUGUCUUGGGGUUGCCCACAUGGUACUUGUAUAGGCGCGGCAGUCACUACAGGAACAAAGCACGCUCCGUCUACUAAGCAGAGACAUUCGAUCUCAUCUAACGGCGAGUUGUGCGACUCUGUAAAUGUUUGGAUCAUGAAAACUGUGUCGGAUGCUAGAUUAAAUUCACCAUAGACCACUCUUGAUAUAUACUAAAAACUCCGUUUCUAAUACGUAUAUGCCAACACUCACCAAAACUACCCAACACAACGCCUGCCUCUAGAUAUGCACCUCACCUCGCCUAAAACAUCACGUCCCUCUAAGAAACACAUAUAUACUGGUAAACACACGGUACAUUCCGCCACUUAUUGUCUCAAGACGAGGCGCGG